Molecule: messenger RNA, 976 nt
Organism: Acanthoscelides obtectus
Lineage: Eukaryota; Metazoa; Arthropoda; Insecta; Coleoptera; Chrysomelidae
Source: the annotation of a GenBank genome assembly
AGGAGACCAAAAGCUUGAGCAGUUGCAUUAAACGUGCUCCGGUCUCCCCCAACUAACUCCUCGCUUUGGUCGAGUGGCUCCAUAUAUAAGCUAAGGCCAUUCGGACCUUCGGGACCACUUGACCGUCGUCCGAGUGCCAAUAUAACGUCGUCCCGUGUUCUCCGCAUAGAAGUGCGCCAUGUCUCGCGAGGCUGUUUUACUAGCUGCUUUCUUGACAAUCGCCGAAGGAGGCAUUAUAGCAUCUCCACUGGCUAAUGUUAUAGUAGACAGCGAGUACAGCCACCAUGAGCCUCACUACACCUACGGCUAUGACGUCAACGACGUCUUGACAGGCGACAGCAAGAGUCAAGUGGAGACGAGGCACGGCGACGUUGUUAAAGGUUCCUAUUCCCUGAAUGAGCCAGAUGGUACACGUCGCAUCGUUGAUUAUGUCGCUGACCCGAUCAAUGGCUUCAAUGCAAUAGUUAGGAAAGCUCCCAUAGUCCAUGCAGCCUUGGUAGCAACACACGCAGCGACUGUGCCACACAAAACCGUGUCGCGUCAAGAAGCCAAGAAAGUAACUACCAGCAUUUCCCAUGAGGGAGACCUUGCUACAGGAGUGGCUGCCACUAAGACCUCGUUAUCUUCCUCCCAUCAAGUGGAUACGUCAAUCUCAGACAAUACCAUCGGUGGAAAUGAGCUAAUUCGACUAAACGCAGCAGCUCCCGUAGUGACCCACACAGCUCCGUUGCACCAUAGCUCGGUGAUGGAAACUUCUUCUAGUGUGGUACACAGUGCACCGGUGGCUGUCGCACACUAUUCUUCUCCUUACGGUUUGGCAGCUUAUUCGAAUCCCUACUACGCUUACAGGCUCUUCAAUCCUGCGUUUUUCCCUCACUACUCCAGGGCAUACUAUCACCGUUACUGAACAAGAAUGCUCACUUUAUUAUUAUAGGUUCUUUAUUUAUUUAAUAAAAUGAAUAAAUCAUUCAUCUUU